This is a messenger RNA of Penicillium cinerascens, 1581 nucleotides long. Its product is annotated as cytosine permease. Lineage: Eukaryota; Fungi; Ascomycota; Eurotiomycetes; Eurotiales; Aspergillaceae. Gene Ontology annotation, biological process: transmembrane transport. Gene Ontology annotation, molecular function: transmembrane transporter activity. The coding region runs from base 1 to 1581 and encodes 526 amino acids. The transcript has 3 exons. The record is from RefSeq and is a predicted model, not a curated record. Gene Ontology annotation, cellular component: plasma membrane; fungal-type vacuole membrane.
AUGAUCGGGUUCGGGUCACGCGAUGUCGACCUUGAGAAGGCUCCUGAGGUCGACAAUGCCUGCGAAAGCCGCAGCAACGAAACUUCCGAGAGCUACGAGGGCAGAGAAAACGCCGUCCCCGGCGAGAGCUUCGAGUAUGGCAAUUCCCUCUACGCAAAGGCCCAGCGCCUCGCCGGGAAAUUCCACGUCGAGCAGCGAGGCAUCGAGCGCGUGCCGGCGGAGGAGCAAACGGAUACGUCCUACUUCAACAUCGGCAGCAUGUGGCUGGCCGCAAACAUGGUCGUGAGCUCUUUCGCCAUUGGUGUGCUCGGCAAAUCCCUCUUCUAUUUGGGCUUCGUCGAUGCUAUCCUCGUCUGUAUUUUCUUCAACUUGCUUGGAGUCUUGACGGUCUGCUUCUUCUCUUGCUUCGGUCCCGCUUUCGGAUUGCGCCAGAUGGUGCUUUCUCGUUUCUGGUUCGGAUGGUGGCCCGUGAAGUUCGUUGCUAUCCUGAACGUCAUUGCCUGUGUCGGUUGGUCUGCCGCCAACGCCAUCGUCGGUGCCCAGCUCCUCAAUGCGGUCAACAGCGAUGUCCCUGGUUUCGCCGGUAUUCUCAUCAUUACCUUCUGCACCCUCUUCAUCACCUUCGCCGGAUACAAGGUCGUUCACGCCUACGAAUACUGGAGCUGGAUCCCCACCUGCAUCGUUUUCUUCAUCGUGCUGGGCUGCUUCGCCCACUCGGGAGCUUUCCUCAACCUUCCCAUGGAUACCGGCACAUCCGAGCUAGGCGGCGUCCUGUCCUUCGGCUCGACCAUCUACGGGUUUGCAACUGGCUGGACUAGUUACGCCGCCGACUACACCGUGUACCAGCCGGCUACCCGCAGCCGUCGCAAGGUUUUCGGUGCCACCUGGCUCGGUCUGAUCAUUCCCCUGCUUUUCACCGAGAUGCUGGGUAUCGCCGUCUUCACUGCCACCGACCUGAACGGUGGUAACAACAAGUACGCCGCCGGCUACCAAGCUUCUGGUAACGGUGGUCUGUUGGCCGCCGUCCUCGAGCCUCUCGGCGGAUUCGGCAAGUUUUGCCUGGUGAUCCUGGCCCUGUCCAUCAUCGCCAACAACUGCCCCAACAUCUACUCCGUCUCCCUGACCCUACAAGUCCUGAGCCGCUUCUCGCAGCGCGUGCCCCGCUUCAUUUGGACCUUCCUCGCUUCAUGCGUGUCCCUCGCCAUCGCCAUCCCCGGCUACUCCCACUUCGAAACCGUCUUGGAGAACUUCAUGAACUUCAUUGCCUACUGGCUGGCCAUCUACUCUGGAAUCGCCGUCGCCGACCACUUCAUCUUCAAGCGUGGGUUCGGCGGUUAUAAACCCGAGAUCUACGACAAGCCCGAGAAGCUGCCCCUGGGGAUUGCCGCGUCGAUCGCCUUCUGCUUCGGUAUCGCCGGUAUGAUCACCGGUAUGAGCCAAACGUGGUUUGUCGGCCCGAUCGCGAAACACGCGGGCGCGGCGCCCUAUGGCGGUGAUGUUGGCUUUGAGCUGGGCUUUGCCUUUUCGUUCGUCACGUAUUGUGCUUUGAGACCGUUUGAGCUUCGUUAUUUCGGUCGGUAA